This is a messenger RNA of Numida meleagris (helmeted guineafowl), 1111 nucleotides long. Its product is annotated as cytochrome c oxidase assembly protein COX16 homolog, mitochondrial. Bases 462 to 842 code for a protein of 126 amino acids. Gene Ontology annotation, cellular component: mitochondrial inner membrane. The record is from RefSeq and is a predicted model, not a curated record. The transcript is spliced from 3 exons. NCBI's taxonomy places the organism in Eukaryota, Metazoa, Chordata, Aves, Galliformes, Numididae. Gene Ontology annotation, biological process: mitochondrial respiratory chain complex IV assembly.
UGGGGAGGGCAGAAGCUGCGUGUUUCUUUCCAGCAAUGAUCCCAGUGGUUAUGCAGCCUUGCCCUCCCUUCCUGCCCUGCUGGGUGUCCCAGCUGUAGAAGCUCUCGGCCCCUCAGUGCCUCUUGCUUUCCCCAAAUGUCCCUGACCUCAGUUCGGCCACAGUUUUUUUUCUCCACAAUCUUUUGCUUUCUCAUUUCUGUGGCUUCAAAGUUGUCUCUCGUGAAGGCAAAGUCCCUCCUCCUUCCCGCGAAUGCAUCCAAAGGGAACUAACUAUAUCUCAGCAGGAUAACUCAGGGCCAAGUGUGGGUCGCUGCAGUUUCGCAGGUGGCACUUUGAUCUCACCGUGACCACCACGCUGCAGUAACUCUGAAUGGUCGCUGUGCUGGAAUACAGAGCGAACCGCCACUCACGAGCGCGAGACCUUAAUAGAACGACACGAUACAUUUAUACAACACUAGGCAAUGGGCGCCCCGCUCCUCGAGCAGGCCUCAGCAUCGCGCCGGCCCGGCGGAGCACAGCGGAACCCUGUGUCUCGGCUGCAGCGGCGGACGGAGCGGUGCGGCAGCGGCCCGGCGCCGGAAAUGGCAGGAGCGGGCGGCCCCAUGGAGCGGCUCCGCAGGCUGUGGCGGGGCCGCACGAUGACCUUCGGUGUGCCGCUGCUGGUUGAUCCUGCUUUGAAGGAAAAAUUAAAGCAGAACAAUGUGACACUGGAGUCUGAAUAUAAGAAAUUGGAAAAAUCUGACUUGGAUAACUGGGAGAACAUCAGAGGACCCCAGCUGUGGGAAGAUUCCAGGACUGUUCAGAAGCAGCGGCGGGAGGCUGCUCGUCUCAAGACAGAGUGAUUGAGCAAGUCUGCUUUGCUGCCUGCAGAACCAAGUCUCAGGCUGGACUACCUUAUUUUCUAAUCCAGCAUCAGGAACAGACUUCGGAGGGGGGAAUUCCCCUGAGCAAUUCAUACCACUGUGUAUAUAACUAAAUGCGCGAUCAGUCCAAAAAGCACUAUGUUGUGUGAAGCUCUUUGUUUGCAUCCAUUUGCACAGAAUUCCACAGGCUGUAUAUGAGAGAUUUCUCAAUUAAAAAAAAAAAAAAAGGCUGAUUAUUUUACUAGGAA